Molecule: messenger RNA, 1335 nt
Organism: Phytophthora infestans T30-4
Lineage: Eukaryota; Oomycota; Peronosporomycetes; Peronosporales; Peronosporaceae
Product: GMP reductase 2
Exons: 5
Coding region: 1-1254 (417 amino acids)
Biological process (GO): purine nucleotide biosynthetic process
Cellular component (GO): GMP reductase complex
Molecular function (GO): IMP dehydrogenase activity; GMP reductase activity
Source: RefSeq, a predicted model, not a curated record
AUGUAUCAACAGCGUUUGGAUACCGACAAGUUCUCCUGGGACUUCUUAAAUGCGAGGUUGCACUUGUCGCCGCCACGUCAGUCGACAGCCCAUUCAGCAAUUUGCUGCCUCGGACGCAAGCCACCUCCCCGCCGCGACAGGGCUACCAAGAAGAGCUGUGUAGCGAUGCCACGCAUUGAGACGGAAGUCCGUUUGGACUUCAAGGACGUGCUCAUCCGCCCCAAGCGCUCCACGCUCAAGAGCCGCUCGCAGGUGGAUGUUCAACGCGAGAUCCGCUUCCUCAACUCGAAGCGCACGUGGUCCGGUGUGCCCGUGAUCGCAGCCAACAUGGACACUGUCGGCACCUUCGAGAUGGCUGUAGAGCUCGCCAAGCUCGAGUUCAUCACGUGUGUACAUAAGCACUACACGCCCCAAGAUUGGGCUACUUUUGCCGCCAAACACCCGGACGUGUUGCCUACUGUCGCUGUGAGCGGUGGCUCCAGCGCUGCGGACGUCGAGAAGAUAACGGCCAUCCUCAAGAGCCACCCAGACAUCCGCUUCAUCUGCUUGGACGUGGCCAAUGGCUACUCCGAGGUUUUCGUGCAGGCUGUGCGCAACGUACGCUCCGCUUUCCCAGAACACACGAUCAUUGCCGGCAACGUCGUGACUGGGGAGAUGGUAGAGGAGCUGCUGCUGUCCGGAGCCGACAUCAUCAAGGUCGGCAUCGGUCCGGGCUCUGUGUGCACGACACGCAAGCAAACUGGCGUGGGAUACCCGCAGUUGUCUGCCGUACUGGAGUGCGCUGAUGCUGCUCAUGGCCUCAAUGGCCACGUCAUCUCCGAUGGAGGCUGCACGUGUCCUGGGGACGUCGCGAAGGCGUUUGGGGCCGGCGCUGACUUCGUCAUGCUUGGAGGCAUGCUCGCUGGCCACGACGAGAGUGGAGGCGACAAAAUCGAGAUGAAUGGCAAGUUGUUCAAGAAAUUCUACGGGAUGAGCUCGUCUGAAGCCAUGAAGAAACACAAUGGCGGUGUGGCGGAGUACCGUGCCUCGGAAGGCAAGAGCGUGACGGUGCCGUAUCGUGGACCGGUUUCUGGAACGUGCAAGGAGAUAUUGGGCGGUGUGCGCUCGACUUGCACGUACGUCGGAGCCAGCAAACUGAAGGAAAUCAGCAAGCGCACGACUUUCAUCAGAGUGUCUCAGCAGCUCAACGAGGUCUUCGGUCGUGCUCCAAAUGAACAGGAGGAACAAGUGUCCAAAAAGCAGAAGACAGGUUAACCUAUCAAAUGAUACCCAGGACGCCGAUUUUUUUUUGCCUAGAAAUUUGCAAAUGCUACUGAAAAAAAACGUUGUAUCUUA